Molecule: messenger RNA, 488 nt
Organism: Leptinotarsa decemlineata (Colorado potato beetle)
Lineage: Eukaryota; Metazoa; Arthropoda; Insecta; Coleoptera; Chrysomelidae
Product: kelch-like protein 17
Molecular function (GO): protein binding
Source: RefSeq, a predicted model, not a curated record
UUUUCUAGUUGAUGCAACACGUCAGACUUCCAUUGGUGAACAGGGAUUUCCUUAUGACGAGGGUAGACAAUGAAAAACUUAUUAUAGAGAAUAAUGAAUGUAAAGAACUCCUUCUUGAGGCAAUGAGGUAUCACUUAGCACCUGAAAGAAGAUGUGUCUUAUCUACAACGCGCACAAUGGAAAGAAAGCCCAACGGUGCUGACCCUUAUCUUUUUGCCAUAGGUGGUGGAUCUCUCUUUGCCAUUCAUUCCGAAUGUGAAGUUUACAAUCCAAAAUCAGAUUCUUGGUCAGCAAUAGCUCCCAUGCAGUGGAGAAGGUCUAGAUCUGGAGUAACAGGACUAAGAAGGCUCCUAUAUGUUGUUGGAGGGUACGAUGGAGCGUCUGACCUGGCGACAGCGGAAUACUAUAACCCUCUUAAUAACUCUUGGUAUUCUAUCACGCCCAUGGGUACGAAGAGGUCUUGUUUGGGUGAGUGUUUCAUCACGUAG